GCGCCGGCCCUCCGCCCCGUCCUCCUCCCUCGUCCCCAACACGACGACGACGGCCGACGCCUCCCACCAGCCUCUACCACAACACCACGAGCCCCCACCGCCCGCCCAUGCCGUGCUCGCUCUUCCGCCCGAACCCCCACCCGCGGACAUGACCCCCCGCGAUGAAGGAUCCGGGCCCGUCGUCCGCCGCCCCUGAGCCUCCCCCGCCCUCGCCCCCGCCGGAGGAGGAGGACGGCUGGGUGAUCCUGCCACCCAGCGAGGUCGAGGGCAUCGGCGAUCCCAAGGUCAUCCACUUGGAGGACCUGCAGCAGGAGCUCGCCCGCCUCUGGAGCCUCUCCGCCGCGCUCCAAUCCGGCAGGGACCGCAAGGCGCAGUUCGCCGCGCGACUCGAGUCCGCAUUAGAGGUAAUAAUAAUCACUGAGGUUGGGACUCGAUUGGCGCCCCUCCUUGCUCGAUCCCUAGUGGAACUGUCGGAUCCUGUGCGCUCUACCAAUGGGUGGGUGCUCGGAUCUUGGUGCUUUCCUUUUCAGCCCGGAAUUAUUCCUGGGAAAGGUUGGAUUCGUCUCCAUACCUUCGGUUGUGCUUCGAGUGUCAAAAGGAGGGGAACAAUCUCCAGAUCACAAGCCUGGAAUUACCACUAG
Panicum virgatum (switchgrass) is the source of this 641-nucleotide messenger RNA. RefSeq lists its product as uncharacterized. The record is from RefSeq and is a predicted model, not a curated record. Lineage: Eukaryota; Viridiplantae; Streptophyta; Magnoliopsida; Poales; Poaceae. The transcript has a single exon. Bases 162 to 641 code for a protein of 159 amino acids.